This is a messenger RNA of Penicillium pulvis, 1704 nucleotides long. Its product is annotated as GMC family oxidoreductase. The record is from RefSeq and is a predicted model, not a curated record. Bases 1 to 1704 code for a protein of 567 amino acids. The transcript has 3 exons. Gene Ontology annotation, molecular function: flavin adenine dinucleotide binding; oxidoreductase activity, acting on CH-OH group of donors. Lineage: Eukaryota; Fungi; Ascomycota; Eurotiomycetes; Eurotiales; Aspergillaceae.
AUGACAUCCGAUCAGGAAAUUUUUGAUUUCAUUGUUGUCGGAGCUGGACCAGCGGGGUGUACUCUUGCAGCUGCACUUAGCAAGUCUGCCGCCAAACCUCGCGUGCUUCUACUGGAAGCAGGCGGUAAAAAUGAUGAUGAGUCCCAGCGCGUAGACGGGAAGCGCUGGGCAACCUUCCUGAGCGAGAAAAUGAAUUGGGGGUACAAGACCACGCCUCAGGAAGCAUGCGAAGGUCGGGUGUUUGACUACUCACGUGGGAAAGGACUGGGCGGGGGAUCCGCAAUUAAUUUUGGUGUUUUCACCGUUGGCGCAAAAGAUGAUUAUGAUACUUGGGCUCAAUAUGUCUCCGAUGAGACUUUUGGAUGGAAGGCCAUGCAAAAGCGCAUUAAGGAUCUUGAGCUAUUUGAUGGGUCUAUUGAUCUUCCAGAAAAGCAGAAGUAUGCGCAGCCCAAGCCAGAAGAUCAUGGAUACCAAGGUGGUCUGAAGACUGGGUACGCAAAGGAAUGGGAGCAGGAUUUGUCUCUUGCUUUGGAUCAGCUUGAAGAGGCUGGAUUGGAGCGGAAUCUUGAUCAUAACUCUGGCAAUCCCCUUGGAAUGGGGAUAAUGAUCAACUCCGCUGGCAAUGGACGCAGAACCACAGCUGUUGAUUUGUUGAUCGGCGCUCCGGAUAAUCUUGUCAUUGUGACCGAUACACCAGUCCAGCGAGUUGUGUUGGAAAAUAGAAAGGCAGUUGGCGUUGAGACCAAAGACAACAAGUAUUUCGCCAGCAAGGAAAUUAUCCUAUCGACUGGAUCGCUUGAUGCACCAAAAAUCCUGAUGCACUCAGGUAUUGGCCCAGCCUCUGAGCUGAGCAAGUUCAACAUCCCAGUGAUCCAAGACCUACCUGCCGUCGGUCAGGGUCUGAAGGACCAUUUCUUCGUACCGCUAAUUCUCAUGCGGAACCCCGAGACGAACGAUCGCAAUACAUUCUAUGGCUCGCAAUCCGCGAUGGACAACGCUCUCACCCAAUGGGAGAAAGACGGCACAGGACCUUGGACUCGAUACGGGUGCCAGAUCGGAUGUGGAUGGUUCAAAUCUGACCGAGUAACCUCUUUGCAAGAAUUCAAGGACCUCCCAGCUCCAGUCCAAGAGUUCAUGAACAAGAAAACAAUCCCCCAUUACGAGAUUAUCAGUGGGUUCCCUGCGCACAACAUCUUCCCCCAAGUGUUCCAGGACUACAGCUAUAUGUGUGUGGUCGCAAUCCAGAUGAACGAGCAAUCUACUGGCGAGGUACGAUUGCAAUCGUCGAACCCAGAAGAUUCCCUUCUUUUUGACCCCAAGGCGUUGCAGCACCCAUUCGACCAGCGUGCUAUGGUCGAGAUCUACAAGCAUCUCCUGGAGGUUACCCAUCACCCAUCUUUUGCUAAGGACACGGUAUCCACAGUACUUGGACCUGCAUCUGAGAGUGACGAGGACAUUCUGCGAUUUUGCAAGGCCAACGUCUCGUCUAGCUGGCAUAUGACUGGAACCGCAAAGAUGGGCAAAGCAGGUGACAUUGAUGCGGCGGUUGAUAACCGGUUCCGGGUGUUUGGGGUUGAGAAUCUUCGCGUUGCCGAUAUGAGUGUUGUCCCUGUCAUGACGAAUAACCAUACACAGGCGACGGCCUAUAUGACAGGCGCUACUUGUGCUGAUGUGUUGAUUUGGGAGUAUGAGUUAGAUCAGUGA